Molecule: messenger RNA, 649 nt
Organism: Bursaphelenchus okinawaensis
Lineage: Eukaryota; Metazoa; Nematoda; Chromadorea; Rhabditida; Aphelenchoididae
Source: the annotation of a GenBank genome assembly
AUGUUCCAGACGCAUUUAUCUGGAUGGAGGAUAUAUUUACUAGUGAUCGUGUUCGUACUAUUAGCACAAUUGUCGAGUUCGGUACCAUUACUGAUGAACGUCCUCACCAGGCGCAACAAUGCUAAUGGGCCGCGGGAUGACGAGAGCAUGCUGGUAGGUUUUGUUAUGGAAUAAUUUUUAAAAUUUAAAAAUUUUUUGUUUUGUAAAGAAAAUUCUUGUCAUUUUUUGGUUUUUAAAAAAAGUUUUUGCCAUUUUUUGAUCUGUAAAGGAAGUUCUUGCCAUUUUUUGAUUUGUGAAGAAAGUUCUUGCCAUUUUUAGUCUUGUAAAAAAAGUUCUUGCCGUUUUUUGUUUUGCAAAGAAAGUUCUUGCCAUUUUUUAAGUUGUAAAGAAAGUUCUUGCCAUUUUUUGUUUUGUAAAGAAAGUUCUUGCCAUUUUUUAAGUUGUAAAGAAAGUUCUUGCCAUUUUUUGUUUUGUAAAGAAAGUUCUUGCCAUUUUUUGUUUUGUAAAGAAAGUUCUUGCCAUUUUUUUCAAAAAUUUAAAAUUUCAGGACUGGUUCUCAAAACGGUCCAUCGACUAUUGCGGCUGCAACAUGGGCUGCUUCUACCAGUCGGCUUCACAGUGUGCGUCGUGCUGUGCGUUGGGUUUGUGA